GUGCUCUUAUCUUUAGUGUACAUUCAGUGGCUGUGCCAUAACCACACCCUUUUUUUGCAGCUGACAUAAUGCGAAAGCGGUGUAAUACUUAUCAAAUGAUUGCAUGUGGGGAUAUGAAUUGUGACCUUUUUUAAUGGAUUGCAGGCUUAUAAACAGUUUGGAGUUUCCUAUUGGAGUGGGAUCAAUCAGGAGUCUUCCACCUUCUGCUCUGCUUUUCUUAUAAUGGACUGUUUUGUUCUUUGAACUGUUGGUUGCUGCUUCCUUGGAGAUAUAAAUAUAUAUAUUAGUAGGAAAAGGAACAUUUUUAAAAAAUAAAGCAAGAAAUAAAUGACAUGGAAUGAAAUGAAUACAUGCUACGUGGAACAGAACCCUAGCGCAUUUGUUUUAAACCCAUUGGAGUCAGUUAAUAGGUGACUAGUAAAUUAUGGAGGUAAAUAAAUAAUUGCAUGAAAACAGCUUUGGGUGGUGAUGGAAGGAACUUUACUCCUUUCUUUGCCCGCUUCACCACAGAGUUAGGCUCCCCCCCCCCCAAUUUCAAACGCAUAUUUGUGAGGUGAAAGGACUCAACUCUGAGCAAGAUGUGUGUGGCGCUAUGUCCUGAUUGAAGUGAGUGUAGAAGCCCUUGGGAGAUGUGGGAGCUAUGUUUGUACAUCAUAUCUCAUUACCUAUGAGGACCUCCUGGAUUAGGGAUUGUGUAUAUAUGAGAAUAACUUCAGCACUAAACCGAGCUGCCAUUUGUGCCGUGUGUGUGUGUGUGUGUGUGUGUGUGUGUGUGUGUGUAUCUCUAUCUCUAUCGAUCUCAGACCCUCCAAGUGCCCCUAUUUUCCAGCGACAGUCCUGGAUUUACAGAAGCCAACCCUGAUUUCUGAUUCGAUCCCGGGAUGUCCCACUAUUCCUUAGGACAUACCUAUUUUCAUUGAGGAAAUUUUGGAGGGUGUGGAGUUUACGACCCCCACACAAAGGAGAUAAGUAACUAUACAACCAUUAGAAGACAUCUGAAGGCAUCCCUGUAUAGGGAAGUUUUUUAAUGUUUGAUGUUUUAUUAUGUUUUUAUAUAUUUUGGCAACCCGGUCAGAUGGGCAGGGUAUAACAACAACAACAACAACAACAUAAAUAAAUAAAUAAAUAAAUAAAUAAAUAAAGUAAUAGGAUGUCCCUAUUUUCAUCGGAGAAAUGUUGGAGAGUAUACUCUAUCUAAUCUAUCUAUCUAUCUAUAUAUAUAUCUCUAUUAGAUAUGAUAUGUCCUGUAGCCCAAAAUGCUGGAUUCCCAGAGAUGCUCCAGACGAUGUGCCUGUUCUUUUUAGUAUAAUUUUUGUGUAGCGAGUAAUCAUGCUGACUGUUCUUGUUGUCAUCAUUGGCAGAGUCCAGUUUUCCUAGUAUAGAUUAAAAUACUUGACCUCAUCGAUAUUUAUCAUUUUAAGCUACUCCUUGUAAUUGGGCUGCUUCCCGCCCCUGUAUGGGAAAACAAGGGCUUGGAAAGCAGAAACAGAGAUGCCCAGGGAUAUGGUUUUGACUUAACACCCACAUGAUUUUCCACAACUCUUGCUCCAAGGCUUUCUUUUAUAAAAGCAGGUUGUUCUGUUUACUUCUGCAAUAAGACUGUUUGGUUUCAUUGGCCCUGUUUCUAAUUCGCACUGGAAGAGCAUUGUCAGACUCUGUCUCAGCUAUAGUUCCUACCUUCCCCCUCCACCCCCCCCCCCGGCAUUUAUCAAAACCGCCAUGUGUAGCAGAGCCGAAUUCGGGCAUUGUUUAAUGUUGAGUCUGUCUGUUCUUCUGGAGCGCUUUGGCUCCUAACAAAGCAGAGCUCUAUCCCAUGUUGGCAAUCUGAGCUAGUAAUAUUGCUAGCUUUCUCCCUGGGUGCUUGCCAGCGUGGGGCAGCGUUUCUGGACGGUGUUUUAAGUCAGAUCAGUACUACAGCUCUUCACAAACACCCCUGCGCGCCAGAUCUCAGCUGCCUUCUCAGCCUCCUAAAAGCCGAAAAAGGAAGAUUGUUGCUUGCUCCUGUCUGCUGCUUGAAGUGUGUGUGUGUGUGUGUGUGUGUGUGUGUGUGUGUGUGUAAUAGUUUCUUCCUCCCACCCCCACCCCGCAAACCGCCUCUCCUGGAAAACGCUGUGUAUAGCUGGAGUGGGUUAUUAUAGUUCGUUUACAGUGGCAAUAUGAUAUCUGUGUCUACCACUCCAGCAAAAAAAAAACAACUUGCUACUUAAAUCGCUUUUUCAGCAUAAGGGGAGAAAGAUAUAGUUCCUAGCCAUUCUUUAAUAUGUGCGUUAGACGAACGACACUCGGAGGCUCCAGCCAGCUUUGAACAAAUGCAAUCUCCUCUGGCCAUUUUUUGUGACUCCCCGAUCAGCCUGAGGACUUCAAUGCAAUAUCAACCAAGUACUGGUGGGGGGGGUCUUGGUAGGUGCUGCUGGUAGCCUGCGUCUCGCUUCUCCCCCCCCCUCCUGUUGUUGGUUUUUUGGUCUCUGGUUUAGUACAAAAGGGUUCUGUGAAUAUGAUGUACUUUUAGAUUUAUAGCAGAGCUUGAGUGUGUUUGCUGCCUCGGUCAGCUGUGAGAGCUCUCCCGCUGGGGCCGCUCCUUUCUGAUGGAAAAGGAGCAGCUGUGAAGGUGCUGUUUCAGGCUCUUGCUGGUAUUAAAGGAGGGGGGAAAAAAAUAGCUGCUUGCAUUGGAGAGGGGGAAAUGGGUCAUGUGAUGCCAGGCACCCUACCCUAUGUCACAGUGUGGAGGAGCGCUGAUUGCUCUUAUCCAAUCAUGCCUGGAAUGUUGCUUGCCACUUGGGCUAUUUCUGCUAUCUGUCGCUAUCAGUGCAGCACUGCUAACAGUUUGGCAGAUGGGAUACUUUUCCUCGGAGUUUAUGUCUUCAGUUCUUAACUUCUGGCAGUGCCUGGACUCGUUGCCGUGUCUCCCCCCCUCUCCUCUCUCCCGAAACGAUGGCCCAUCGGCUGCGGUUUCAUUUUGGCUCCGGGCGAAGCAACACAGCUCCCGAGUCGGAGAUUUUGCACCACGAGAGAGAAGAUGAUGAUGAUGACUUUUUCAUGUCAUUCCACACUUUGCCGAGAAGGAACGGGCCUCACCCUUUCUCCAGGCGCAGAAUGGAUUACGGCGACGGCAGCAGCAGCAGCAGGGAUCUGCGGGAAGCCAGUUCCUUGAAAAGGAGCACGUCCAUGUUUAUCCCCCAGCUUCUAAACAACAUCGAUGCGCGCCCGACGAGGAGCUCGUCCAUGCAGAUCUCCCUCCAGCGUAAGGCAGUAAAUGGACAUGCUGAUGAGUGUGGGGGCCCGGAGUCCCCCCUGGAGGAGACAGGUAACUUUUCAGAUCUAGGGGAGCCUUAUGGAUCUCUGGUUGGAAGCGAUUCUUCUCCAAGUAGUCCGCAGGUGACUCCAGAUAACUCUCCACCGAGGCAGACGGAGAACAUGGGGCACGAGAUUAACGGGGGGUCCUCUAAUCAUACAAUAUUUUGUACAAUACCUUCCAAUAACUGGAAUGAUGGCAGUGCAGCCACGGCUCAAGACGGCGAAACGAACCCUGCAUCAGGGUUAAACAUCAGCGGGGUGAGGAUUCAGCACCGAGCUUCAAGUGUGGACGUUCCUCAUGUUACGCUGAUGCCCUUUGGCUCCGAGGCUCAGGAGGCCUCUUCUCCCUCUGAACCCAGGCGCUGGUCUUUGCAGCACCUGCCCGACGGGUCCUCCAGUUCGGGGAAGAAAUUGUUUGUUUUCCAGUUGCAGCAGUCUCAAUCGAACAAUACAGAGGCAGGAGCAGGUUACAAUUUUGGUUUCACCGGAACAAAAGGGGAUAGGUUGGUCAGGUACCCACGGAUACGGCUGGAAAGGAGUACCUCGUACCCAGUUCAGCCCCAUCCGGCCCGAGUCAGCCCCACGGAGGACGACGGCGUGAAUCCGGCACUUCGUGGAAAUUGCAGGAACGGCUCUGAUAUAUCUCGAAGCAGUUCAGUGGAGCGGGUUUCUCCAGGGCAAGGGUGCACCUUUAAAAUCCGCCCCGAUCAAAACUCCAGGCAGCAGCAUUUCAGAAUCCUUGUGACUCGUGGGACUAAAGAGAGAGGCCAAGGUUCUGGAGAGGAAAAUCUUAAUGCUGCUGGUUCUGUGGCAGCCAACUCCUCAACCAGAGACGACUUCCUGGGUCAAGUGGAUGUGCCACUUAACCAUCUUCCAACUGAAGACCCAACCAUGGAAAGGCCGUAUACUUUUAAAGAUUUCCUCCUCAGGCCAAGAAGUCACAAAUCUCGAGUAAAGGGAUUUCUGAGGCUGAAGAUGGCAUAUAUGCCAAAAAACGGAGGGCAAGAAGAGGAUGGUGAUCAGAGGGAGGAUUCUGAGCAUGGCUGGGAAGUGGUGGACUCCAAUGAUUCUCCGUCUCAACGCCAAGAGGAGUUACCGCCACCUCCCUUACCGCCUGGAUGGGAAGAAAAAGUGGACAACCUUGGACGUACCUACUACGUCAACCAUAAUAACAGGACAACACAGUGGCACCGGCCAAGUUUAAUGGAUGUGGGAUCCGAAUCCGACAACAACAUCCGGCAAAUAAACCAAGAGGCGGCUCACCGGAGGUUUCGAUCCAGGAGGCACAUUAGCGAGGAUUUGGAUCCAGAAGUACCGCCCUUGGAGGGUGGAGAGCCACCUGAGCCCUGGGAAACCAUUUCAGAAGAGGUUAAUGCAAGCAGCGAUUCCAUAAGCCUGUCCUUGCCACCCCCGCCUUCAUCGCCCAUCUCUCGGACCAGUCCUCAGGAGCUGUCCGAUGAACUGAACAGAAGACUUCAGAUCACUCCAGAUUCAAAUGGGGAACAACUCUCUUCUAUGAUUCAGAGAGAUCCUUCUGCAAGGUUAAGAUCUUGCAGUGUGACUGAUGCAGUUGCUGAGCAAUCCCAUUUAUCACUGCCGAGCGUCCCAUCUAGGAGAGUUCGUUCUUCAACUGUCACGGGAGGUGAAGAUUCAACGCCAUCAGUGGCCUAUGUACAUACGACACCGGGCUUACCUUCGGGCUGGGAAGAGAGGAAAGAUGCUAAGGGUCGCACUUACUAUGUCAAUCAUAACAAUCGAACCACAACUUGGACUCGUCCUAUCAUGCAGCUUGCUGAGGAUGGUGCGACUGGGUCAACAUCAAACAGUAACAACCAUCUAAGUGAGCCUCAGAUCAGACGGCCUCGUAGCCUCAGUACUCCCACAGUAACAUUAUCUGCACCACUUGAGGGACUGAUCAAGGACUCUCCUGCGCGAAGAGCUGUGAAGGACACCCUUUCCAACCCGCAAUCUCCACAGCCUUCUCCCUACAAUUCUCCCAAACCACAGCAUAAGUUGACGCAAAGCUUCUUACCUCCUGGCUGGGAGAUGCGAAUAGCACCCAAUGGCAGACCUUUCUUUAUCGAUCAUAACACAAAGACCACCACAUGGGAAGAUCCGCGGCUGAAAUUCCCAGUACACCUGCGUUCAAAAGCUGCUUUAAACCCUAACGACUUAGGUCCCCUUCCUCCUGGUUGGGAGGAAAGGAUACAUUUGGAUGGAAGAACGUUUUAUAUAGAUCAUAAUAAUAAAAUUACCCAGUGGGAAGACCCCAGGCUACAGAAUCCUGCUAUUACUGGUCCAGCUGUUCCUUAUUCCAGAGAGUUUAAGCAAAAGUACGACUACUUCAGGAAGAAGUUAAAGAAACCAGCGGAUAUACCAAACAGAUUUGAGAUGAAACUCCACAGAAAUAACAUUUUCGAAGAAUCUUACAGAAGAAUCAUGUCAGUGAAGAGACCAGAUGUGUUAAAAGCCAGGCUCUGGAUAGAAUUUGAGUCAGAAAAGGGCCUUGAUUAUGGUGGUGUGGCCAGAGAAUGGUUCUUCCUGUUGUCCAAAGAAAUGUUCAAUCCUUAUUAUGGCCUCUUUGAAUAUUCUGCAACGGACAACUAUACUCUGCAGAUCAAUCCUAAUUCAGGUCUUUGUAAUGAAGACCAUUUGUCUUACUUCACCUUUAUUGGACGAGUGGCUGGGCUAGCAGUGUUUCAUGGGAAGCUUUUAGAUGGUUUUUUCAUUAGGCCCUUCUACAAGAUGAUGCUGGGAAAGCCAAUAACCCUGAAAGACAUGGAGUCCGUGGACAGUGAAUAUUACAACUCCUUGAAAUGGAUCCUGGAAAACGACCCCACAGAGCUGGAUCUCAUGUUUUGCAUAGAUGAAGAAAACUUUGGGCAGACAUAUCAAGUCGACUUGAAGCCGAAUGGAUCAGACAUCACGGUCACAAAUGAAAACAAAAGGGAAUACAUUGACUUAGUCAUCCAGUGGAGGUUUGUCAACAGGGUUCAGAAGCAAAUGAAUGCAUUUCUGGAGGGUUUCACAGAACUCCUGCCUACUGACCUGAUUAAGAUUUUUGAUGAAAAUGAGCUCGAGUUGCUAAUGUGUGGCCUUGGCGAUGUUGAUGUCAAUGACUGGAGACAGCACACCAUCUACAAGAACGGAUAUUGUCCAAACCAUCCUGUCAUACAGUGGUACUGGAAGGCUGUUCUGCUGAUGGACGCUGAGAAACGUAUCCGGCUAUUGCAAUUUGUAACUGGGACGUCAAGAGUGCCUAUGAAUGGAUUUGCUGAACUUUACGGUUCAAAUGGUCCUCAGCUGUUUACAAUAGAGCAAUGGGGAAGCCCUGAGAAGUUACCCAGAGCUCAUACAUGCUUUAAUCGCCUUGACUUACCUCCGUAUGACUCUUUUGAAGAAUUACGAGAAAAGCUUCUUAUGGCUGUUGAAAACGCUCAAGGAUUUGAAGGGGUGGAUUAAGACGGCGCCUGUUCCUUUAUUAUUACUACUGUUGUUAUUAUUAUUUUUGAAACAAAGAUUCUGUUCACGGAGCAAGUUCUGUGUGCUCCCUUCGAUUUGCCUGACAGACAUUCAGAAGACCCAGAGGCAGAACAAGUUGCACGGUGGUUGGUUCGUGGCGCAAACUCUUGUACAGUACAGACAACUAAAUUGGAAGUAACUUUCUCUCACCUGUGGAUAGUAUUUCUGAAAUUUCCAUGGCAAGUUACCAACUGGUUGAUGUGUACUCUUGACUACAUUUCAGCAGGACUUGUUCUAUUUAUGUUGUGCCUCUAGGCAAAAGCCCUUAAUAAAUGUUUUACAUACUUUCUAAUGACAAUGAAUGGAAUUAAUCCUUUUACAGGUAGAGUAUUACAGCUCAUGUUUACUUUCUAAAAAUGAUUGAAGACAUUUUCAAAUUUUAUUUCAAUACAAUUAAACAAAAAAAAGCAUAUACUGGAAAAAAAAUGAGCUUACUACUUUUCCUCACAAUUUGUCUAUAGACUUGAUGCCUGUGGCAUUUUGGUUCCGAAAGUACCUCUUUUCCACCUGUUAUUUUUGUUGUUCAGCCUCAUGUCCCCCGAUCUUUCGGAAUCCUAGGAGCUACGUUUUUUAUAAGGAAUUUUCUGCAAAUUGGAAGUAUUAUCAGAAUAUACCCAAUGCCUUUUAAUUACACGCAUUGAGCUUUCACAGACAACAGAGAGAAAACAGUGAUUCGGAUGUAAAGUAUUUUAUACAAAUCAACAGAAUAUUUACAAGAGGAUCGCAACACAGCAUGCCAAAUCUCUCAUUCAAUAAGGAAAUUGUUUCGUUAUUCCUUAAUAAUAAUGAUAUGUAUUAUAUAGCUCUUUUGGUGAUGGAGAUGGCAUUAUUGUCUUUGGGGUGGGGGGAUGCUUAAUCCUGCUGCUUACCUUUUGUACAGUGACUGUUUAAUGCUCUACUCUUUGCAAUGGAGGCAUUCUGACCUAAUCCUGCCACGGCUUGAUUUGGACAAAGGCUGUGAAGACCAGAUCCACACAAACUCCUGUCUCUAUACAUUUGCUAAUGCUCUCCAAACGAGGAUUUGUUUUUUUUCCCUUUAACUGCACCGAUUCUAGAAGCACUUUAUUGUACCACAUCGGAGCUCAUCUCUUUCUCCCUAUCUUUUUU
This is a messenger RNA of Zootoca vivipara (common lizard), 7923 nucleotides long. It is a transcript of the gene NEDD4L, whose product is annotated as NEDD4 like E3 ubiquitin protein ligase. Gene Ontology annotation, biological process: regulation of dendrite morphogenesis; protein ubiquitination; neuromuscular junction development. The record is from RefSeq and is a predicted model, not a curated record. NCBI's taxonomy places the organism in Eukaryota, Metazoa, Chordata, Lepidosauria, Squamata, Lacertidae. Gene Ontology annotation, cellular component: cytoplasm. Gene Ontology annotation, molecular function: sodium channel inhibitor activity; ubiquitin protein ligase activity; protein binding.